AUGGUGGACACUGGGCACGCCACCGUGGAGGCGGCUGCGGACAACCCCGUCAUCUUUGGAGUGCGCUUGGGAGGCUCCCGACGACUGCAGUUCGCUGCCCUGGCCGCGGGGGCUUUGAUUUCCUCCCUGGGAUUUUCGCUGCUGCAGGAGAGUGUGUUCAGAGUGCCUGGGUUCUCAUUUGGAGGAUGGAUGACGUUUUGGAUGUAUGGGAGUUGGGUGGUGUGUGGAUUCUUGGAGCAGAACUGGAAUGGUGGGCCUCAGCGCAGAGGGUCCCUAGUGGGCUAUGCUGUGGUUGCACUGACGACCUGUGGAGGCGUGUACUUCACCAACUGGGCACUGAACUUCUUGAACUACACCACACGGGUAGUGGCCAAGUCGUGCAAGGUGCUGCCAGUUAUGGCCUUCAGGGUGCUGAUCCAGAGAAAGCACCACAGCCUGUGGGAGUACCUGGCUGCGCUGGUGCUCGCAAGUGGCAUAUCUGCUUUUCUGCUGGGAGACAGGCAGGCGUACCCCCAGUUUAAUGCAGCGGGGCUGUUUCUGAUAUGCCUUGGAGUGGUGUGCGAUGCCGUCACCUCCAACCUUGAGGAGCGAUGGUUCUUUGACAUUCGGCCCCCUUGCGACCAAGCGGAGGUGGUGUAUUACCUGAGCCAGUUCUCCUGCGGCUACUCGCUCAUCCUUCUGGUCGCCACAGGAGAAGCAUGGCCAGCCUUCGAGCACUCAGUACAAAAUAUGUUGGUUGUCCCAUCAAUACUGGCGUUCUCCAUGCUGGGCUACGUGUCUGUCGAUUGUGUCUUGCUGCUCAUAAAGCAUUUUGGGGCAACGAACACAGAGAUCGUCAAGAGUCUCAGGAAGGUUCUGCAGGUGUCACUGAGCCUCAUGGUCUUCCCUAAGCCCCUCAAUGCAUCGCAUGGAAUUGGCUACAUGCUGGUAUUCCUAUCUUUAAUGUGGAUGGAGAAAUUGAGGCGGCGGCGAUCCACAACGAGUGGACCCCAGGAACUGAAAGCAGAAGACAAAGUGUGA
Molecule: messenger RNA, 1020 nt
Organism: Ostreobium quekettii
Lineage: Eukaryota; Viridiplantae; Chlorophyta; Ulvophyceae; Bryopsidales; Ostreobiaceae
Source: the annotation of a GenBank genome assembly